UUAGGAGGAAGAGGCUUUCGACGGCGGACUUUAGCGACCCAGUCUGCGAGUGAGCUCUCUUCCCUAUUGCAAUGAGUGACAUUAGCGGAAUUAAGUUGAGCCAAGAGUACCUUGCUUCUCUGAACUUUCAGUUUUUCCAACGAAGAAAAAUGUUGUUGAACAGCUUGAUACAGAAGCGGAGUCCGAGUGGCGGGGGUGAAAUCAAGGGACGCAGCAGCUGUAUUUUCUUAAUAAAUACGAGACUGCAAGUAUCAGUAGCAGGAUCAUAAUAGCGAAUGGACUGGUCGGUUUAACGUCGCCAAUCUGUCGCUCGAAACCUAAAUGCUUCAUCCACUCCUCGCAACUCCUCACCAAGAACCGACCCUGCAUUCGAGCCCUUCUCUACCCUCUGUACCAAAGCCCUCGCACAGUCUCUUCGACCAUCAUCAACCCUUCGAGCUCAACUACAGAAACGUCUGCAACCUCCUCCUCUCCAUAACCCGCUCGAGAUCGCUCCCGAAGGGCCUCCAACUCCACGCCCAUAUCGUCAAAUCAGGCAUCCAGACCAUCCCUCUCGUGUCGCACCACCUCAUCAACUUCUACUCCAAGUCUCAGCUACCCUUCUGUUCCCGCCAAGCUUUCGAUGAGACUCCGAGGAAAUCGGCCACGACUUGGAGCUCGAUCAUUUCGGCAUUUGCCCAGAACGAGUUCCCGUGGCAGGCCAUUGAGUACUUUCGUCGAAUGGUUAGUAGCAGCGUUUUGCCUGAUGAUCACAUAUUCCCGAGUGCCACCAAGGCUUGUGCGAUUCUGGGUCGGUGUGACGUCGGGAGGUCCGUGCAUUCUUUGGCGGUUAAGACCGGGUUUGAUGUCGACGUGUUUGUGGGGAGCUCGCUGGUUGAUAUGUACGCCAAGUGUGGUGAAGCGAGGGAUGCGCGGCAGAUGUUCGAUAAAAUGCCCGAGCGGAAUGUGGUGUCUUGGAGCGGGAUGAUUUAUGGGUAUGCUCAAAUGGGAGAGGAUGAAGAAGCGUUGGUUUUGUUUAAGCAAGCGCUGCUGGGGGAUUUGGACGUUAAUGAUUUUACUUUCUCUAGUGUUCUUCGUGUUUGCAGUAAUUCUACACUGCUUGAAUUGGGGAAGCAGAUUCAUGGCCUAUGUUUCAAGACCAACUUUGAUUCUUCGAGCUUUGUUGGCAGUUCUCUAAUCUCAUUAUAUUCUAAAUGUGGAGUCAUUGAAGGAGCUUAUCAAGUUUUCGGCGAGAUCCCCGUGAAGAACCUUGGCAUGUGGAAUGCAAUGAUGAUUGCCUGCGCUCAACAUGCGCACACGGAGAAGACAUUCCAGCUGUUUAAACAGAUGGAGAAUUGUGGGAUGAAGCCAAAUUUCAUUACUUUUCUGAGCAUCCUCUAUGCUUGCAGUCAUGCGGGUCUUGUUGGAGAAGGUGAAUACUAUUUUGAGCUGAUGAAGAAGUAUGGUAUCGAACCGGGGGAUCAACAUUAUAGUUCAAUGGUGGAUUUGCUUGGCCGAGCUGGAAAAUUGGACGAUGCUCUAUCUCUAGUCAACAAGAUGCCUAUUCAACCUACGCAAUCCGUGUGGGGUGCUUUCUUGACUGGUUGCCGUAUUCAUAAUAAAACCGAACUUGCAGCCGUGGCUGCUGAUAGGGUCUCGGAACUUGGCUCCGUGAGCUCAGGCCUGCAAGUGUUGUUGUCCAAUGCUUAUGCUGCUGCUGGAAGAUAUGAAGAAGCAGCCAAAGCUAGAAAAAUGCUUAGAGACCGAGGGGUGAAGAAGGAAACGGGUUUAAGCUGGGUUGAGGAAGGCAACAGAGUCCACACAUUCACUUCUGGGGACCUAUCUCACGCGAAAGCUAACGAGAUCUAUCAGAAACUGGACGAGUUGGGGGAGGAAAUGGAGAGGGCUGGUUAUGUCGCGGACACGAGCUUCGUGUUGCAAGAGGUGGAUCGAGAAGAGAAGAAUCGGACGAUCCGAUACCACAGCGAGAGGCUCGCCAUUGCCUUUUGUCUGAUCACAUUCCCUCCGGAGAGGCCGAUAAGGGUCAUGAAAAACUUGAGAGUGUGCGGCGAUUGCCACUCGGCAAUCAAGCUCAUGUCGAAGUGCACGGGGAGAGUGAUCAUCGUGAGGGACAAUAACCGGUUCCAUCGGUUCGAGGACGGCAAAUGCUCGUGCGGUGACUACUGGUGAUUCAAGCUGCAACAAUUAAGUUACAAAAGCUCCACCGUUCUUUUUCCUGUUUUGCUUUGAUUUUUCGGGUGACAUGGACUGGAGGGAUGGUGGGUUUGGUCGGGAUUCGUCGGUUGAGCGGGUUGACUUUCGAGUCUGACGGGUGGAAGCUUCGCUAAAGGUGGUUAGAUGCUGUCAGACCAAUGCUUGGACGGGCCGGUAUGAAGCGGGAGUUCGUUGCCACUUGUCCUGCUUCUACUUUCCAGUCAUUGCAAUUGGGUCCUUCCUCGUCUUCCCUACCGAAUGCUUGCUAACACGCA
Molecule: messenger RNA, 2468 nt
Organism: Rhodamnia argentea
Lineage: Eukaryota; Viridiplantae; Streptophyta; Magnoliopsida; Myrtales; Myrtaceae
Product: putative pentatricopeptide repeat-containing protein At5g52630
Exons: 2
Coding region: 322-2169 (615 amino acids)
Biological process (GO): RNA modification
Molecular function (GO): protein binding; RNA binding; zinc ion binding
Source: RefSeq, a predicted model, not a curated record